Armigeres subalbatus is the source of this 975-nucleotide messenger RNA. RefSeq lists its product as uncharacterized. The record is from RefSeq and is a predicted model, not a curated record. Gene Ontology annotation, cellular component: extracellular matrix. The transcript is spliced from 2 exons. Lineage: Eukaryota; Metazoa; Arthropoda; Insecta; Diptera; Culicidae. The coding region runs from base 1 to 945 and encodes 314 amino acids.
AUGUUCAAAAUCGCUACAGUAUUAAUAACAAUGGCAUCAAUUGCCAUUCAUGCUGCUCCACAAGGACGAAGAAAUUCCGGGGUCGGGCGCAACGACCUUGGUGGUGAAGGUGAUGCAUGGCGGUUGGAGGAUAUAUCAAGCGGAAAUCAGCUGGGAACUGCCAACAAUGGCAUUCGAAGAGCCUUCUGGCAAUACAAAAUAGCACAUAUUCGGCCAAAUAAAGGAGUUUGGCAAUCGGAAAAUCGGGGUGAGCGGAAUCGAGAGGAACAGAACAGUCAGGAGGAGGGUCGACAAACGGAGCCAAAUAGGAGCGAUGAAGCUGAAGAAAUAGACGAGCGACAAAUUGAAGAACCAGCACAGGAAAAUGAACAAGAAGGCGAGAGGGAAGGAAAUCGACAAAAUAGUCGACGAGGUCGCGUUCGAAACGAAAGUCGCCUACAAGGCGAAGAUCGUGCAGCGGUCGAAAGGAAUAGUGAAGGAGGCGAACAACAGCGUGGCAGAGGUCGCCAAGAAGCUCGUCAGGGUCGCCGACAAGAAGAAUCUCGAGAGUCUAGUCAAGAAUCUGAUGACCAAACCGAACCAGCUGAUCAGAUUCAAGAGGAACAAGAAGGUAGUGAUGAAGUUAGCCAAGAAAAUCAGCGGGAAAAUGGCCAGGAAAAUAAUGCAUCCAAAGGUAUUGCCGACUAUGAAUACUCAUAUGGAGUUAAUGAUCCAGCAACCGGUGACCACAAGGAUCAGUGGGAGAAACGAGUUGGAGAUCAUGUGGAGGGAGGAUACAUUCUGGAUCAACCCGAUGGCAAGAGACGUGUGGUGAAGUACGAAAGCGGGAAGAAAGGAUUCGAAACGAAUAUUAUGCAAAUUGAGCGUAAGAAGGGACAGAAGAAAAGUUCGAAAAAGCAAAAGUCAGUAGCGCACAGCUACGCGAAUGUGAAGCAGAAUAAUUAACGAACUGGCAUGACUCAUAGUGGCAUAACA